Messenger RNA from Prorocentrum cordatum, 2889 nucleotides. Lineage: Eukaryota; Dinophyceae; Prorocentrales; Prorocentraceae. The record is from the annotation of a GenBank genome assembly.
AUGGGGUGGCGCGAGAGCGCUAAGGUAAUCGUGCUGCGCGCCUGGAACGCGAGGAUUGUGCAUCUAGCUUAUUCGGCGAAUGCUGCGAGGGACUCCGAGCGCGAGGGCGGGGCCGCCGCGCGGGGCUCCAGCGCCAGCUGCGGAGCCAGCGAGCCGCCGGAGGGCCCGAGGCCCCUGGGGUCGGCCCUGGUGCGGGAGAAGUUCACCUGCCGCAGCGUGAGAGAGGCCCUGCCCAGGAGCCACAGCGAGCUGUGGAAGUGCAGCACGAUAUGCCACGCGGACAACGGCCGACGGCGCUUCUCCACCAACAGGUUCUCGCGGAACGGAUCCAAGGGCCCAGUCGCGGACUACGAGGAGAUCAUGAAGUUUCUGCUCGAGGUCCCGCUUUUCGCGAGGCUGCCGAAGGGCAUGCCCGCCCUUGUCGCGAAGGCCUGCGCGCUGAAGGUGUUCCCCGCGGGCCAGGUGAUCAUCAAGCAGGGCGAUGUCGGGACCGAGUUCUUCGUGAUAUGGUCGGGGCGAGCGCAGGUGCUGAUUACCAGCGAUGAUGAGGCCAAGCCCAAGGAGGUGGCGACGCUCACCAGCGGGGACUACUUCGGCGAGGGCGCGCUCCUGCGCAACGAGCCCCGCAGGGCCACCAUCAAGGCCUCCGCGCCGCUGUCUGCGCUCACCAUCAGCCAGGAGAAGUUCCAGGAGCUGGCGCUCCACGAGCGGCUGCAGUUCCGCCGCAAGGCCAUCUGGGAGGGCGGCCCGAAUCGGCGCGAGGUGACCGUGAGGCCCCCGACCAAGAAGACCGUCCAGGAGCAGAACCUUAUCAAGAACGCCAUACGAAAGAACAAGACCCUGUGUGGCAUGGUGUCGCUGAGCAACCAGCGGAUGCAGGAUCUCACCGACAUGUUCUGGAGGGAGACGGUGCCCGCCAACAAGGAACUGCUGACGCAGGGUGACCCCAUCGCCGACUACUUCUACAUCGUCCAGUCUGGUUCCUUCGAGGUGGUCGAGGAUGGCCAGCUGGUCGGGGUCGCCCGCGCCGGCGACAGCUUCGGGGAGCGGGCUCUGCUUUACUCGAUGCCCCGGAAAAACACGGUGACGUCGCUGGAGCUGUCGAAGGUGUGGGCGCUCGACCGUGGCAACUUUAAGAGCAUGCUCGUGCAGGUCUCCGAAGACAAGCUGUGGGAGUACGUGACCUACCUGGACAACACCAGGUUUCUCAAGCACCUGCUUGAAGACGAGAAGCUUGCCAUCGCCAGAGCCAUGACCCAGAUGAACUUCAAGAAAGGCGACGCCAUUUUCAAGCAGGACGAAGAAGGCUACCAGUUCUACAUCCUGUACGACGGCGAGGUCUCCGUGCGGCGCGACGGCUCGGAGGUCAUGAGGAUGAAGGCCGGGAAAGAGGACUGCCCGCCGCGGGGCGCCAGCUUGGCGGGCAGCCCAGUGGCUGGCGGGGAGGCGAGCAUGCAGACCCUGGCGAGCACCGACUUGCCGCACGGUCCGUCAGGCCGCAGCGGCGCCAGCCUGACGCUGCGACCCCCGAGCGUGCGGUGCGUCGGGGAGCGGGCGCUGCUGGAGCCGGAGCUGCGCCAGGCGUCGGUUAUCGUCGUCUCGGACACGGCCAGGGCCAUGGUGCUGGACAGGGCCUCGGUGGAGACGCUCUUGGGGCCGCUGGAGGGCAUCUUCGCCCUGCCGCACUGGGCCCAGCGCUUGCCCGUGUGCUUGCCCUGCCUGGACUUCGCGCGGGUGCACAGGGCCAAGCAGAGGACGCAGACGGUCGAGGUGAGGUCGCUGCAGGAGCAGGGCAGGUCGCUGCAGGACCCGGGCAGCAUGAUGGGCAGCGGCUUGCGCAGACAGCCGUCCACCUACGGCAUGCAGGCCUUCCGGCCCGACCGCAUCCUGAAGGCGGACCUGGCCCGCGUCGGUUACCUCGGCGGCGGAGGUUUCGGCACCGUGGAGCUCUGGGAGCACAGGCUCACGGGCAAGACUUACGCGCUGAAGACGCUAAACAAGGGUCUCAUCACCCGAGAGGGCAUGCAGCAGAGGGUGCUGACGGAGAAGCUCGUGCUCAACAUGGUGGACUCGCCCUUCAUCGUCACCCUCUACGAGACGUACAACGACCCGCUGAACCUCUUCUUCCUGAUGGAGGCUGCACUUGGCGGCGAGCUGCACAGCACCUACAAGCGCAAGCGCUUGUACGGCAGCGUGGAGCACGCGCGGUACUAUUCGGCGUGCGUGGCCCUCGCGUUCUGGCACUUGCACGACCGCUUCAUCAUUUACAGGGACUUGAAGCCAGAGAACGUCCUGCUGAGCGCCGUUGGCCACGCGAAGGUGGCAGACUUCGGCCUCUCCAAGCUGGUGAUGGGCAAGACCUUCUCCAUCUGUGGCAGCCCCGACUAUUUCGCACCAGAGCUGGUGAACCAGACGGGCCACACGCUCGCCCUGGACUGGUGGCAGCUGGGCGUGCUCGUCUACGAGCUGCUGACAGAGCAGCCCCCGUUCCAGGAGUACGCAGUCAUGCUCAACCAUAUCAUGUAUUUGCGCACCGUUUCUGUCCGCGUGGCGAAGCAGAAGGACUUCCAGUUGAAGUACACACUGAAGAUCGAGCACGUGCUGUGGAAGGAUGGGGGCAAGUCUCGGAUCUUGAAUAACAAAAGGCUCACGAACGCCACGAAGCAUUGCGAACCGCAGCUCAACCAGUUGGACGACGCCUCAACGCAGCAACGGGAGAAGCAGUUAUGUAAUCAAAUGGCGAAGCCGAUGAAUUCCCACUCGACAGAGGGAAAGGCUUCAGGCAGCGCAGUUCAGCAUCGUCGCCAUCCGUGGAGGCACCACCAGUGCAGCGGCCUGCGCAAAUUUCUCAAGCUUAUGUGCAAGUGCAACAGUGAGCUCAGCCGUUGA